AUGCAUCUAUCCUCCCUUCUAGUCACAGCUCUUCUUGCUGCUGUGCCAAGCUUAUGUGCGCCUACUCACAAGUGGGGCUGCAAGAGUCCUGUCGUUCGUAAAGAAUGGAGAACACUAAGCACCAAAGAGAGGCAUGAGUAUAUCGAUGCGGUCAAGUGUCUUGCAUUGAAGCCUUCUCAGACUGGAAACAUAUACGCUGGUGCCAAGUCCCGCUUUGACGACUUUCAAGUCAGUCAUAUCGUGAAUACUGACUUUAUUCACUAUGUCGUAACUGGCACCGAAUGUUCAUCGCCCAAUAUGAGAAGGAUCUUCGAAAUCUGUGUUGCUACAGUGGAGCUCAACCAUACUGGGUCUGUAGAGGAUUUCGAAAACUCUCCCAUUUUCGAUGCAGGCACCGGCUUCGGAGAUAACGGGGUUUUCAUUGACACCAGUAGCUGGACAAACGUGACUAGACAGGUCUCUGGCAGGACAGGAGGAGGCUGCGUUACCGACGGCCCUUUUGCCAAGGGAGAAUUCGAGGUUCAUGCAGGACCAGAUAACUCCACUGCUUACAACCCACGUUGUCUGGCCCGCGACAUCGCUCCAGAGUAUGGUGUCUCCAAGCUCAACCAAACCGUGGUUGACUGGACUUUUGAAGCUAAAGACUUCUUUGAGUUUGAUCAGCGUGUCCAAGGUGGCGUUAGUGCCGAAUCCCAAGGAUACCACGGCGGCGGCCAUCUCGCAAUUGGAGGUAGUCUCGGUGAGAUGGGUGACAUGUACUCUUCGCCUGGCGAUCCUAUCUUUUGGUUACAUCACACCAACGUUGAUCGACUCUGGGAUAAAUGGCAGCGACUGGACUGGCCUGCUCGAAAGAGCGACAUCAGCGGGCCUGAUACUCAGUAUGCGUAUCCUUAUGACUUCUUUGGGGACAAGGAGUAUAAGAACAUUACACUUGCUUAUGUGAUGGAUUUUGGGAAUUUGCUUCCUGGUAGGCGCUAUGUCACUGUUGAGGAAGCUAUGGAUACGCAGGGAGAGCGACUGUGUUAUACGUAUCAGUCGUAG
Molecule: messenger RNA, 1041 nt
Organism: Fusarium redolens
Lineage: Eukaryota; Fungi; Ascomycota; Sordariomycetes; Hypocreales; Nectriaceae
Exons: 6
Coding region: 1-1041 (346 amino acids)
Molecular function (GO): oxidoreductase activity
Source: RefSeq, a predicted model, not a curated record